This is a messenger RNA of Dendroctonus ponderosae (mountain pine beetle), 2529 nucleotides long. RefSeq lists its product as uncharacterized. Bases 223 to 2205 code for a protein of 660 amino acids. Gene Ontology annotation, cellular component: chitin-based extracellular matrix. Gene Ontology annotation, molecular function: structural constituent of chitin-based larval cuticle. NCBI's taxonomy places the organism in Eukaryota, Metazoa, Arthropoda, Insecta, Coleoptera, Curculionidae. The transcript is spliced from 10 exons. The record is from RefSeq and is a predicted model, not a curated record.
GCUCUGGUACUACUCCCAUUGUCCUGGAACCUUAAUUGUGGCCAACAGACCGUCUCUAAACUUUAUACCCAACAAGGACAUCUCUGAUCUUUACGCUAGAAGAAAUUCCUUGCCGUCCAACAAUCGUUUCUUGAAUAGGAUUCAUUACCUUAAUAAAUUUCCUAUGUUUGGGUUAUCCAAUUCAUGUGUUUCAUUAAUACAAUAGCGUAAAGAUAAGAACUAAUGUGCAACCCCACUUUAAAAUGCAGUAUAAAAGAUUUUUUUACAUUUUUCCUUCUUCAGUUUUAUGCGGGAUUUUGGGCUAAUUUUUGGGUGACAAUGAGUUUUUUGUAUAGGAACGUAAUUUUCCAUGCUAUUUUAAUUGGAUGGAUUCGAGCAGCUGAAGAUGAUUUUAACAUCGUGCAUAAAGACGGUUCUUUUGAAUUCGGAUACAAUAAUCCUGAUUCGUACCAUUUUGCCGAUGGCAACAGAAACAACGUGGUUAGAGGCGAAUUUGGAGGACGAAAUCCCAAAACUGGAGCAAUUGACACCACAGUGUACACAGCAGGACCCAGAGGGUUCCGACCCCGAGGAAAAAAUGUCCACAGAAAGUACGACUUGAAUCAGAAUGGCCCACGCCCAAUAGGAUCUCCUGAUGACCCCUAUUACGAUCCAUAUGAAGAUCCCAGCUACAACUUUGCCUUCCAAACGCGAACCUACACAAGGCAGGAGAAUGCCAAUAGAGUGGGCGAUGUUAAUGGGCGAUACACAUAUUUGGAUGAUGUUGGUGAGCGCCACAACGUAGAAUACAUAGCAGGAAAGAAGACAGGAUUCCAUGUGAAAACUCCAUUUCCUGACAGCAACCCUCGAGCGUACGGGCCUCUUUACUUCAGAGGAAGAGGUCGACCGAUACCUAGAGGAAGAACUUCAAUUCAACGGGGCCUUGAUGGAAGCUAUAAAUUUGUUUCGGCUGGUCCAGACCAAAGACGCACAGAAGUCAGUGACUCCACUGGACACGUUAGGGGCUCCUACACUUACCUGGACGAUAAAGGAGUUCAACACUCUGUCCACUAUAUUGCUGGUCCAGAAACUGGAUACCGAGUGCUGAAGACUGUUAAAGGGGCGCAUUUGCCUGCAGUUUUGCCGUUCGACAGGCCUGAAAUAGUUCCUCCAGACUUUUACGACUACAACCCAGACGAAGACUUCAAUGUGGCUGCAAGUGGCAGGCCAUUUAAGCCAGGCGGCUUAGGAACUGGCGUGGACGUAGGCAAGGAAGACUUUAACCGCUUUGAUGGAGAUAAGCAGCAAAGCCCUGGCUUAGUACGUGGUGACUCUGGAAAGAAUAAAUCCAACUCAACAAGUCCUGGCCGUCCGUUUUCUUCAUCACCGAAGCCUGGAGUCGCGGGUGGAGCUGGCAAUCUGGCUGAUGGAUCAGAGGGGGGAAGCGAUGAAGAUUUUGAGGACAAUUUGUUUGAUAGUGGUGGUGGAGGUGGAGGCAGCAGCACAGCUCGGCCUUCAAGUAGUUCCAGACCAUCGACUGGACGCCCUUCUAGUAGGCCAACUGGAAGGCCUUCAAUAACCUCCGCUAGACCGAGUUCCAAACCGUUCGCGUCCGAAUUGCCUGGAGAAUAUGAUGAUGGCUCCUACAAGCCCGAUGGGGAUGAUUGCUCCUACAGACCAGCCAGUGGACAGUUUGGUUCAGGAGGAGCUGGAGGUAGUUCUACAACUUCUCGACCAGUUGGAUCAACUACAUCAUCUGGAUAUCCAUCAGGAAAACCUUCCAGAGGCCCGCCUUUUGAGGAUAAAUUCGAAUCCAGUGCGGCGCCAGAUAAAGGGCCACAAGGUGGUAACAGUGGCCGACCAUUUGGAGGCGGUGGAACUGCAGGAGGGCCAGUUGAAGGAAGCUUGCAAGUUGGCGUUGGAGGAGGAGAAAAACAAUGCGCUAAAUGCAAAGGAACCAUCGUCACUAACGUAGGCCAGAAGCCCUUCAAUGUACCUCCAGGGCUGUCCGUUAGGGCUCACGUGCAGUCAAUUGAUCUUUACCCGUUCGAAGGAGUUUCCCCAAGUGAAGCUUUUAAGGCGGACUCAAAAUUGAGGAGAGAACAACUGAACGAGGCAUCCACAGAACAACUUCUAAGUUUCAAUGAAGGAGAAGCUGACUUGCAGUUUGAUGGCGAAGAGGCUUCAACUGCUUCUAGUAAAGCCACGAUAACUGAAAAUGAUUAGGAAAUUAUUUGGGUUGAAAGGUUUAAUUAGCAAUGGCAAUGUGAAGCAAAGCGCAUGGAAUUAGGUAGAGUAAUUAACUAGGUGAAGAGAAGGCACUUUUUAUAAAUAAGCCUGGAUGUCAGGAUCUCUAUUGAAAAUUAUAUAAUUUGUCCUCGAUGUAAGGUACCUUUAAGUAGAUUUAAAUUAGUCAAAUACCAAAUUAAGUUAAAAAUAUGACUUAUUGUUAAUUAAGUGCUGUUAUCAGUUAGGAGAAACAACGAGUAAUAUUUUUUAAUUUCAGAACGUAUUACAACGUGAAAAAACAUUCAAACAAAGUACAAUUUU